CGAACAUGGCUGGGCCAAAUGCAGAUGCGAGGCUUCGGGAGCGAGGCGUUUGACGCGGAGCUCGCCGAUGCUCGAGCUGGUGGCCACCUCAACGAGCCGCGCCCAUACAUCUUGGACGCGCUGCGGAAUGUUCCCAUGAAAAAGCCGGGCCAGCAGCCGACGAUUUUGAUGAUCAAGUGCCAUUUAGCCAAAACCGUUGGCGAAAUCAGCCUCCAACGACUCGUCCACUACAUGGGCAGCUUCCCGGAGCGUUUCGUGCUCACGGGCGUCGGCGCCAUGGCUACAGUGCGGGAGGUGGGCGGCGCCGACAAUGCGGACGCCGUGGCCGCUGCCACCGCGGCCAGGGACGCCGAGCGAGGAGCGGCACGUGAAGCCAAGGGCGCGAGCUCACGCAUCCACGUCUGGACGGGCGGCGUUGGCCCGGGCAUGGGCAUGUGGACGUGGGGGAACAAAAAGAUUGACGACAGGGAGGGCGAGCGCCGCGACCGCAACCCCGCAAAACUGCCGUGGCGGCCGGCGGUGCCGGCGUCCACGCGCGAGGAGCGCGACGACAAUCGGCGCAUCCUACAUCUUCUCGAGAAGCGCGAGGACUGCCGCAAGCGCAACGACUGGAUCGGUGCCGACCGGCUGCUCGAUGAGCUGCGCAGCGUGUACAAGGUACACCUCGAUGACCGCGAGCGCACCUGGGCCUUCCCUCGUGACCCGCGGAAGAGGCGUGAACACGGCGCCCCGCCGCCGCCGUCGUCGGGCGAGCCGCAGGGCCACCGCCGCGACCGCAGCCGCAGCCGCAGCCGCAGCUCGAGGCGCGAUGACAGGAGGACUCGCGAUGAGCGGCGGGCCGGCGGCGGCGACGACCGGUGCGCCAGCGAUCCCAGGUGGGACAGCGAACGCUGGCGCGUCAGCGGUCGUGACCGGCCGGGCGGCGACGACCGGCUCGACAGCGAUGCCAGGCGGGGCAGCGAUCAUGACCGGCGGGGCAGCGAACCUUACCGGCGCGGCAGCAAUCAUGACUGGCGCGAUGACGGGUGGGGCAGCGACGAUCGGCGGGCCGGCGGCGGCGACGCUUGGCCUUCGCGAGUCUUGCACCCCGACAGCUUCCGCGAGUCUUGCACCCCGACGAUCGGCGGGACGGCGGCGCUCGAGCGCGUCUCGACCGAGCAGCUCGAGGCGGAGCUGCGGCGGCGCGGCGGGCGGGCUUCUUAGUUGGGCGCACGAAGGGAAGGCGGGGCGGACACAUGGCAGCGGAGCUUCCAGGGGCGCGCGUGUCGUACUCUCGCAACUCCCAACCACCGUCCUGUGCCGCACGGCGGCCAGUGCACCAGCCACCACCUCUCGCGCAGUCCUAGAUUCCUCCUGCUCUGAUCUCUCCCCGUCAGUGCUUGCCAUUUACUGGUAAAUGAGUGGUAUUUACCACUUAUUUGAUUCUCCUAGGGAGUGGUAUGGUAUGAGCAGAGAGUGGUAUGGUAAAAUACCGAGCACAAU
Emiliania huxleyi CCMP1516 is the source of this 1482-nucleotide messenger RNA. RefSeq lists its product as hypothetical. NCBI's taxonomy places the organism in Eukaryota, Haptophyta, Isochrysidales, Noelaerhabdaceae. Bases 19 to 1203 code for a protein of 394 amino acids. The record is from RefSeq and is a predicted model, not a curated record. The transcript has a single exon.